AUGACGAACAGUGCGGUCGUUGUUGAAGUUACUGCUUCAGAAGAGUCGAACUCGCCAAAGAAACAAAAUGAAUAUAUUGGACUUUGGAAGACUUUGGAGAUUGUGAGAAAGAAACAAAAGAGAGAUCUUGGAAUUUGGGAGAGGUUGGGGAUUAAGGAUAUGAUUCAUGUGGUAAGUUAGUUUGAAUACAGUAAAAGCUUUUUUCUUUAUUUGUUGCCAGGGCCGGGCGGGGAUUUUUGGUCUGCAGGCGGAGGUCAAAAAAAUCGGCCCAAAAGCUACCUGUGCCGACAUUUUGAAUAAAAUUUUUUUCAAAAAGUCACAGGGUACCACGUUCAACUUUUCGAAAAUUUUUUUUUGGGGGGGUCUCCCAGCGCCCGGCCUUGUUUGGCGCCAUUUUUAAUUUAUCGCCUUUUUCAAAAUCGAUAUAACUUCAUUUUUAGUCGACAGAAAUCUGCUUGUUGUUAUUGGGUUUGUGCCAGUUCUUAUUCUCUGCAUACUGCUGCCUAUCUGCUACCGCCUUCGUUCUACCGUUGCUUACCCUACUCGGUGUUAUUUUCUACGCUUGGUCACAUGGAAGCAAGACAGCGUUGAUUUAUAACUUGUUGGUCGUUUUUUUGCUCAACCUGGGUAAUGUGUUUGAGGCAGAUAGAGUUAUGGAUAGAGCAAACACCGGGUAAGUUUUACAGGGUGUCCCAAGAAAAACGAAAAAAACUAAAACGUUAUAUUUUAAUUGAGAAAAAUGCUAAAAAUGCCAAACUUGGCACUGUCAAAGAUUGGCACAUGCGGUUUUUUAUCCUAAAAUUUCAGAUUUUUUAAGUGCAUAAUAAGGGCAUUAUUAUUUUUGAAAGGUGGUCAUUUUCCCUGCAAUUACACAUGUUUUCAGUUGGAAAUGCUUUUUUUGGUAUAAAUUUUUAAGUUUUUGACAAAUUUUUGGUUGAAAAUGACAUUUUUGACUAAGUUUUUGAUUUUCAAUCGUCGGCGGGUGUCGGCGGAGACCCGGCGGACUCAUAAAAUUGUCAAUAUGCAAAAAAAGUUAAAUUAAAGAAGAUAUAAAGUUUAAAAAUUUCCAGAAAGUUGUAUAAAUACGUACGUUCAAAAAUUAUGAAAAAAAAUUUCUUUAACGUUUAAACAGCAAAAAUAUCACGUUUUUGAUUUUUUGUUGUUAAACGAAGUAAAAGAGCAAAUACGUUAAAAUUGCGAAGUUAUUUGUGCAAUUUAAAUAAUAAACUUAAAAACCGGUUUUCCUUAUUCAUUUACUUAGGCUUUUAUUAUUUUCUGUGUUUCAACAACUUUGAAUCUCAGUUUUGCAUUAGUCAACAUAGCCUUGAUAAUUCUAAAACUAAUACUUUUUGUUUCAUAUCUUUACGUUAUGUUUGAAGCGAGUUAUAACCUCCUCCGACAAUUUUAAGCGUCCGCCGGGUCUCCGCCGACACUCCGCCGACAAUUGAAAAUCAAAAACAUAGUCAAAAAUGUCAUUUUCAACCAAAAAUUUGUCAAAAACAGAAAUUUUUAACAAAAAAAGCAUUUCCAACUGAAAACAUGUGUAAUUGCAGGGAAAAUGACCACCUUUCAAAAAUAAUAAUGCCCUUAUUAUGCACUUAAAAAAUCUGAAAUUUUAGGAUAAAAAACCGCAUGUGCCAAUCUUUGACAGUGCCAAGUUUGGCAUUUUUUGCAUUUUUAUCAAUAAAAAAAUAACGUUUUAGUUUUUUUCGUUUUUCUUGGGACACCCUGUAA
Bursaphelenchus okinawaensis is the source of this 1734-nucleotide messenger RNA. NCBI's taxonomy places the organism in Eukaryota, Metazoa, Nematoda, Chromadorea, Rhabditida, Aphelenchoididae. The record is from the annotation of a GenBank genome assembly.